This is a messenger RNA of Tetranychus urticae (two-spotted spider mite), 1127 nucleotides long. Its product is annotated as SKA complex subunit 1. Gene Ontology annotation, cellular component: mitotic spindle; spindle microtubule; outer kinetochore. Gene Ontology annotation, molecular function: microtubule binding. The record is from RefSeq and is a predicted model, not a curated record. Gene Ontology annotation, biological process: regulation of microtubule polymerization or depolymerization; chromosome segregation; mitotic cell cycle. NCBI's taxonomy places the organism in Eukaryota, Metazoa, Arthropoda, Arachnida, Trombidiformes, Tetranychidae.
ACUGUUGCUAUGAAGCUAAGUUUGGUCAUCAAACUUUUUGAGUUUCAGUUUUAUUGAUUUUUUAUCAAUCUCUGUUAUUAUUGUUCCCUGAUUUAAUUUACGACUAUGAACUCUGCCGAUUUUCAUACUGUUUUUACACAUUUCGAUGAAAAAAUUGAUCUCAUCAAUGAUUUGAUACCGUUAGUUAAAGUGUGUAAGUUGGAGACUUGUAAUAGUGAGAAUAAUGGAGUUAACGAAAAUUUACCCAAACUUUCUUAUCUCUCUGCUAUUGUUCAGGAGAUGGAAGAGAUGUUAAAUAUUGUGGAUACUGAGUUGGACCGGCAAAAGGGCGAUCUUUUAAACCAGAAGGACUUGAUUAUGAAGAAAUUUGAUUGUAUCCAAGAUCACUGUGAACAUCUGGCUUCAUUCAAAAGAAACAUAAAAACAGCGCGUGAAAUCAAAGAAACAAAUACUCUUCCAAAUCCCAAGGUGCAGUCUCAAUCUAUGAUCCAUCAACCGGUAACCAAAGCAAAUGUUAAAUCAGUAAGAAAAGAGGAUAAUCGAAUCAAAAAACCCUCUGGAAAUGAUACAAACAAGGCCAAACAUCCCGUUGCAACUGAAUACAAGUCCAAUAAAUCUAGAGAUAUUCCGAUAGUUGAACCUAUUAGUAAAUAUGAAUUUGAUGAUAUCCCGCAAUAUAUGAGAGGAAGGAUUACCCAUUCAUCACUGAACCAAGGGCUUGUAUCUUUCAUGGAAACAAUUACCGCUAAGUACCAACUGUUAGCAACGCAUAGCUCUCGUCACAGUGAUGAAGAAAUGAAACGAGCUCAACUCUAUAAAUCUCAAGAAAAUUCUGAAACUUCGGGGCAAUUGUUUUGUACUACCGAUGAUCUUAAGUUAUAUAGUAAUCUCAAAGAAACUAACACCACAAAAAUUGUUUUAACUUGCCUGAGACAUUGUAAGAGAGUCAAAGAAAUCAGAGGUCCUGGCAAAUUGAUACGAUAUGCACUCGUUAAACCUUAGUCAUUUAUACAAGUGUUUUUAUUCGUUUUAUAAUACAUUUCAGCUAUUUAUUCAUCAUUAUUGUAUUUAUUAUUUUCUUCUAACCACAUAAAAGAAAGCUCAAAGCAUUUUAACAAAAUUCAAAA